Molecule: messenger RNA, 1191 nt
Organism: Fonsecaea nubica
Lineage: Eukaryota; Fungi; Ascomycota; Eurotiomycetes; Chaetothyriales; Herpotrichiellaceae
Exons: 7
Coding region: 1-1191 (396 amino acids)
Biological process (GO): transmembrane transport
Cellular component (GO): membrane
Molecular function (GO): transmembrane transporter activity
Source: RefSeq, a predicted model, not a curated record
AUGGGAGAGCUUGCAUCAGUCUAUCCGACUGCUGGGGGCCAGUACCAUUGGACUUCUAUAUUGGCACCUCCAAAGGCCAGUCGUUUCUUGAGCUAUGCGUGCGGCAUCACCAAUGCUUAUGCCUGGAUUGCUACCACAGCCGGCAUCGCCAUCAUUGUCCCGCAGGUCAUCCUGGCUAUGGUCGUCCACUAUCAACCUGACUACGUGGCUCAAACCUGGCAUUACUUCCUCCUUUAUCAAGCUGUCAAUUUUCUGGUUUGCAUGCAUAACAUCUUCUCGUUGAAGAAGACUAUGUGGGUCAAUGAUGUUUCAUUUGUGAUCACCUUGACAGGUUUCGUCACCAUAAUCAUUACCUGCCUGGCUCGAGCGCCCCAUAAGCAGAGCAGCGAGUUCGUUUGGACCAACUUUGUGAACGAAAGCGGCUGGCCUGCUGGUAUCAGCUUUCUGACGGGACUAGUAUCACCAAACUACAUGUACGCAGGUAUUGACGGCGCAAUCCAUCUUGCCGAAGAGUGCAAACAGGCCGAGAAGGUUGUCCCGAGGGCCAUCGUCAGCACCUUAACAAUUGGAUUCAUCACAAGCUUUAUGUUCGCGGUGUCGAUGACAUACUGCAUUGCAGACUUCGACGCCGUACUUGGCACCCCUACUGGGUUUCCAAUCUAUGAGAUCUGGUUACAAGCGACCAGAUCUAGUACCGCAGCCACGAUCUUCAUGGCCAUUCUCCUCACAGCGGCCACAGUGGCACUCAUCGCCGUUCAGCAAACAGCUUCACGCCUGACGUGGUCUCUUGCACGAGAUGAGGCUUUGGUCUGGUCCAGACUUCUCGGUCAUGUUCAUCCAUCCCUGCAAGUUCCAGUUUGGGCGCUCCUGGCCAACAAUACCAUUGUAUUCAUCAUCGGCUUCAUCUUCCUCGGAUCUUCGACGGCUUUCAAUGCCUUUAUCGGGACGGGUCUGAUCCUGCAACAAGCUACGCCAUUCAAGCUGUUCAGCCCGGUUGGCUGGGUUGUCAACCUCUCUACCGUCGCCUUUGCUAUCGUGGUCUUGAUCUUCUACGAUUUCCCGGUUGUCAUCCCGGUAAGCGGUUCAAACAUGAAUUAUACAUCUGCUGUGAUUGGGGUUAUGGCACUGUUUGCGGCACUCAACUGGGUACUUUUUGCGCGAAGGUCAUACCAUGGCCCAAGAUUGGACUAA